GGGUUCUACACCUUCAAGCUCAAGCUCCAAUCGUCACAGCGCAAUUGGAUCCAUUAAAUCCACUAAAUCAUCCACUGGAUCUAUUAGUCCUCUACAACCUCGUCGCCAAUUCAACUACGCUUACAGCCCUCAAGCUGCAACAUCUACUACCACUCAUAGGUCAUGGAACUUUUACGAACAUAGUUCUCCUAGCUAUGCUAAUUUUGAACUUGACGUAUUUAAUUCUCCCUCUCUUCCCAAGAAUUUCCUCCCUUCCGCUGCUCUAGCCAAAAACCUCAAUCGAAGUAUUACUCUAUCUCGUGAAGGCGAUCAGGACGAUCCUUUUAUUUCGCCUAAACCUCGUGGGUUCUCCCACGUUGUUGACGUUGUUGACCAAAGAGAGGAUCCUUUUGGCGAAUCGGACGACCCCGAAGAUCUAUAUGAAUCUGACAACUCCGACGAUUCAGACGUGACCAUUACCCCUAGCUCGUACGCUGCCAGCGUAUCUUCUCGCACUUGCAACUACCGGGGACAGCCUCUUCCCUUAAUUUUCAACAGCAACUCGAAGACUUUGGAAUCGAAUAUCACCGAAAAGAUGGCGCCGAAUUACGUCGCAAAGAACGGGACCACCGACUCUCAGACACUUACUGCUGGCCCUCACCUAGGAACCAUCAAAGUCGGCCAUCAGUAUAUCUGCGAGUGUCAUAUCCGCCGCAUGUUCGCCGAGAAACGAUUGGAUGUUGCUAGGGAGGCUAAUUACCGUCUUCAAGGCGUUCAGUUGAUUGAAUCUACCCGAGAGGCACUUCUCCUGCCGGUUAGGACCUUCAACGCCGCGUGCACUUUCUAUCAUCGAUUCCGUCUCGAGCAUCCUACCCAUGAUUACAACUACACAGACGCUGCUCUGGCUUCUCUAUUUGUGGCUUGCAAGGUCGAAGACACGCUGAAGAAGUCUCGCGAGGUUUUAUGUGCUCAUCACAACCUCAAGAACCCAGACCAUCCAACAACUCAAGAUGACAAGAUCUUUGAUCAGCCGUCUAAAGUUAUAAUUGGGAUUGAGCGAUACAUGGUUGAAGCUAUUAGUUUUGAUUUCCGCGUUCGCUACCCUCAGAAAAUUCUUGCCAAGAUCGUGAAGAAAGUCCUCGGAAGUUCCGCUGACUUGACAAGCUUCUUCCCGACUGCAAUGAAGAUGUCUAUCGACUUGUAUAAAACCUAUGCGCCACUAAAGCACGCUUCAUUUACUUGUGCUCUGGUAUGCGCACAACUUACUGCAAGGCUUACAGGCCAGUUUGUGGAUGAAUUCCAAGGACUUGAUCCGCUUGAUUGGCACACAGACGAGCAAUGUGUAGCCGAGGUAAUGCUUGAUCUUCUUGACCUCUAUACACAGCAUGGCAAGGUCACUAAAGUCGGACCUAUGUUUGACCUGCAAGUUUUCAUCGACACUCAGAUCAGCGUCAACCAGUUUAUUGAGCGCGCUGGACUUUCACGCUACGUGAAUCAGUGCAGAGUGUGUGAAACUGCCGCAUUACCUCCCACACCGUCAACGGGCUCACCCAUGUCGCUAAGCACACCUUCCGCUGCGGGUACCAGUACUGUUAAGCGUGGGCCUAAAGGGUCUGACGGCGGUACGACGCGAUUUAUCUUUGAAGCCGACGAAGCAGUGAGAGAGAAGAAGAUCUACGACGAGUACACUAAAGAUGAGUGGGAAGAAUGGGAAGAAGAAAUCGAGGAACCGAUCCCGGAUCCUCGUGAAGACCGUCGCCAUGAGCCUCGCGGUCCCAGGGGACCUCGUGGCCACGGCCGCGGUCACGGACGUGGUGGUUUUGACCCAGGCUGGACUCCUCGCAACCGACACGACCGUCGUCGUCGCGGGGGUGGCUUUUACUAACUAACCUAUCACAAUAGCAUCAUUUUUUUAUGGGAAAGGGGUUUUCGGAUUGCGCAUAUGGAUCUGGAAAAGUUUUCAGGGUGGUAAGCUCGGUUGGAGCUGUUACGUGCAUUAUUCGACGGAGUACGGAUUGAUACCCUAUCUGGAAUUUGUGUUGCGGCAACGCAUUUGCAACCGCCACUUUUCGGCGACUCAUACGGCAUAGGCGCAUGCAGUAUGAAUACUAUUAUGGCUUUAACGGUGUUGACUGUAUUUGUACAAAACUUAAGACUUAGGUCUAGGUGCCUGUAGUCACCAACUACACGCGGUCUCCUCAUGUAUGAGGAGGUAUCUAUUGAAGAGGUUCUAGAAUGCUUCGUCUAAUUGAUACUGCGUAAAUUACUUCGCACUUUCUUAUGAU
Daldinia caldariorum is the source of this 2264-nucleotide messenger RNA. RefSeq names its product cyclin-like protein. The coding region runs from base 575 to 1864 and encodes 429 amino acids. NCBI's taxonomy places the organism in Eukaryota, Fungi, Ascomycota, Sordariomycetes, Xylariales, Hypoxylaceae. Gene Ontology annotation, cellular component: nucleus; cyclin/CDK positive transcription elongation factor complex. Gene Ontology annotation, molecular function: cyclin-dependent protein serine/threonine kinase activator activity. The transcript has 3 exons. The record is from RefSeq and is a predicted model, not a curated record. Gene Ontology annotation, biological process: regulation of transcription by RNA polymerase II; positive regulation of DNA-templated transcription, elongation.